UGAUUGGUGUAAUAAAACCUCGUCCCAACUCACGCAUGAUGAAUAAUGCUUUACAGCGUUGGCUUGUUCCCUUUAAAUCUGAGUUGUCCCCUUAACAUUCAAUUCACACUGCAUCAUUUCAUUUCAUUUCAUACAUCAUCAUUCCUGUUGUGUUUGGUAGCAAUAUUCGCACUAUUGUUAUAGGCUUGACACUCAGCAAGUACGGAGUGCGUUAUUUCUGUGCGCAAAGAGAAAUUUGUUUGUUUAUAAACAGUUUGGCCAAUAACAGUGAAUUGUUAAGACGCCUUCGUAGCAAGACACAGCGUGACCUCGAAAAAAAUUAUUCGACUCGUGUCAACCUAUUGUUGUAAUUAUAUGAUUUCUUGCCAAUUUUAAGUAUAAUGGGUUUAAAUCCAUGUUGUGGGAUUUCUUUGCAAAAUGGAGCACGUGCUGUGGCAGGAGUGGAAUUCUUUACAUCCGGAGCCUUUUUCCUCACUGGGCUAAUCAUAGUACAAAAGUUUGCACAUUCAUGGAGCUGGGGAGACGCGGAUGUCCCAUCGCUACUUUUUGGAAUUGCAUACCUUAUAUUCUCCGUCGCACAAUUCGUCCUCACCGUGUAUUUGUUUCUUGGAGCAAACCAGAAUAAUAGCAGACAUUGCAUGAAGUGGUUUCUUGGAGCUUGGAUACUUCUGGUGAUAUUGAUCGUGUUUGCGGCAUGUGAAACAUAUCAAGGAAGGUUGACAGCCAACAUCUUAUGGGCUAAACCAGUACUUUUAGGCUUUACAAGUUUGCUAAAGCUGUACUGCAUUUGGGUAGUGUUUGAGUUUAUUAGUGACAUUCGACACUUCGAUGUUGACAGCACGAGAAAAACUCCAAUUUAAAAGUGGGUGCAAUUUUUUAAAUCUGUGUUCUUAUUACAAAUAUCGUCGAAUUAUUAUCGCAUAAGCUUCAGUUUCAAGUGAGAUGGUGAGAAUUUUUUUGUGAUGGUUUCAAAUGGAAUGUGGAAGUGAGUCAGCGUCAGCCGAAUGGUCCGCACAUGGAAUGGACCCUACAAAUGACUCAUACAUAAAUACCUAAAUGUGUUUCCUCCCCCACCCUCGAGUGCCAGUGUUCUACUUUGGAUAGUUUUUGCAUUUGCUUCGUUGUGCUGUCUUUUUGUGUUCGCUAUAUACACAAAUAAUGUGUAUAAAUCCAUGUGUACAUUAACUUGCGCUUAUUUAUCAUGUUAAUUGAUAUCCCAUGUAUGCAACUUAAUUUUUCAUGCUAAAAAUAAUAUUUACUUAUAAAAAUCUAUAACUAAGGACAAGUACUAUAUUUAUUACGUAUUAUCCUUCAUCACCUCAGGACCAUGGGCCAUUGUGCAUGCAAUAUACGAUGGCCAAAUGCAAACUUAUUUUCAUCAACCUUACUAUAUGUAAAUGUGUGCUUGGAAUAAAUAAUUGUACAAGUCGGA
Messenger RNA from Folsomia candida, 1432 nucleotides. RefSeq lists its product as uncharacterized. NCBI's taxonomy places the organism in Eukaryota, Metazoa, Arthropoda, Collembola, Entomobryomorpha, Isotomidae. Bases 381 to 860 code for a protein of 159 amino acids. The transcript is spliced from 3 exons. The record is from RefSeq and is a predicted model, not a curated record.